Molecule: messenger RNA, 954 nt
Organism: Vigna unguiculata (cowpea)
Lineage: Eukaryota; Viridiplantae; Streptophyta; Magnoliopsida; Fabales; Fabaceae
Product: Nuclear transport factor 2 (NTF2) family protein
Source: RefSeq, a predicted model, not a curated record
GGCAGAAACUAGCAACUGUCGUGUGUAGUGCCAUGGCAUUAACUGUGUUAACUUCAAUCAACACAACUCAUCAUAGCACUUUCAUGUUUCUUCCGAAACAACAAAAUCAGAACCUUAGAAUUCACAGGUUGCGAUGCAGUGGAACUAACCCCAAUGAAGAGUCACAACAACAACAACAACCACAGAACAAUGCCCUCCUCAAACUUGCAUGGUAUAGUUCUGAGCUUCUUGGUAUUGCAGCCUCUGUUUUCCGUUCACCAACUACUGAGGAACCUCCUCCUCAGCGGCUUCUUCAGACCAUUCAUCGUGCUGCACUUGUGGACACCAUUAAAGAAGACUUCCAAAGAUCCUAUUUUGUCACAGGAGAUCUUACACUAAAUGCUUAUGAAGAGGAUUGCGAAUUUGCGGAUCCAGCAGGGUCAUUUAAAGGGCUUCAGCGUUUCAAAAGGAACUGCACUAAUUUUGGAUCUCUUCUGGAGAUGUCAAACAUGAAGCUUAUGAAGUGGGAAGAUUUUGAAGAUAAGGGAAUUGGUCACUGGCGAUUCAGCUGUAUAUUGUCCUUUCCUUGGAGGCCUAUUCUUUCUGCAACUGGAUACACAGAAUACUAUUUUGAUGCACAAUCUGGAAAAGUGUGCAGGCAUGUGGAGCACUGGAAUGUUCCCAAAAAGGCAUUGUUCAAGCAAAUUCUAAAGCCUAGCCGUGGAUUUGGCUUAAAAGAUUAUGUGAAUAGGUGGCUAAAAAUGGUGCAGAUGAAGCUUUAAAUUACAAUAGUUCUGUAUAUUGCUGUGAAAUAUUGGAUUCUUUAUGUAACCUCAUGAAGGUCUCUAGCUGCAAAUACUUAGAAGAAUUAAGGAUAAAUUUGGAUAGAAACGAUAAACAAAUAGAACAGACGUAACUUACAACAUUUUUCCUUUUAUAUUUUUGUCCAUACAUAAUAAUACCUUUAAUACCGUA